Molecule: messenger RNA, 2126 nt
Organism: Sorex fumeus (smoky shrew)
Lineage: Eukaryota; Metazoa; Chordata; Mammalia; Eulipotyphla; Soricidae
Gene: HSD17B12
Product: hydroxysteroid 17-beta dehydrogenase 12
Exons: 11
Coding region: 96-1034 (312 amino acids)
Cellular component (GO): endoplasmic reticulum
Molecular function (GO): oxidoreductase activity
Source: RefSeq, a predicted model, not a curated record
UUCAUUCAUUCAUUUUUUUUUUAAAAACCACCCCCACCCUCACUCCUCCUCCCCACUCUUCAUUCUCUGAGGUGGUGAGGCCGGGUGAAAAAGCCAUGGAAGUUACUCUCCCUGCCGCGGGUUUCCUGUACUGGGUGGGCGCCGGCACCGUGGCCUACCUGGCGCUGCGCGUCUCGUGCUCGCUCUUCUCGGCCCUGCGGCUCUGGGCUCUGGACCACGAGGCGGGGAUCGGACCCAAGCUCGGAGAAUGGGCAGUUGUCACAGGUAGUACUGAUGGAAUUGGAAAAUCAUAUGCAGAGGAGUUGGCAAAAUGCGGGAUGAAGGUUGUCCUCAUCAGCAGAUCGCAGGAGAAACUGAACCAGGUUUCCAGUGAAAUAAGAGAGAAAUUCAAAGUGGAGACGAAAACCAUUUCUGUUGAUUUUUCAUCAGAAGAUAUUUACGAUAAAAUUAAGACAAGUUUGGCGGGUCUUAACAUCGGUGUUUUAGUGAACAACGUCGGGAUGUCUUAUGAAUAUCCUGAAUACUUUCUGGAGAUUCCCGAACUGGAUCGUACCAUCAAGAACCUGAUAAAUAUUAAUAUUCUUUCUGUUUGUAAGAUGACACAGUUGGUGCUGCCUGGCAUGGUGGAAAGAUCGAAGGGUGUGAUUAUGAACAUUUCCUCUGCCAGUGGCAUGUACCCUGUCCCAAUGCUGACCAUCUACUCUGCAACCAAGGCUUUUGUCGAUUUCUUCUCUCAGUGCCUCCAUGAAGAGUAUAAGAACAAGGGUAUCUAUGUGCAGAGCGUCCUGCCUUUCUACGUGGCCACAAAACUGGCGAAAAUCCGAAAACCCACUUUGGAUAAGCCUUCUUCCGGAACGUACGUGAAGUCUGCAAUGAAGACGGUGGGCCUGCAGUCCCGGACCAACGGCUACCCGAUCCACUCCCUCAUGGGGGCCGUGAUAUCCAUGCUGCCUUCCUGGCUGUAUUACAAAAUAACCAUGGAUAUGAACAAGUCUGUGAAAGCCCGCUAUCUGAAGAAAAGCAAGAAGAACUGAGCUGCCAUCGCAGCACGGAGGCAUGUGACCAGAUGCUUCCACCGGCCCCUGCCCCUCCCCCCCGCCCUACCCCACCCCCACCCCAGUCUCCAUCACUGUCACGCAUUUUCAUAGUUACUAAUAAGGCCGAACGUUGUCAGAAUGAGCAGGAACGCAGGGGUUCUUUUCAGGUGCUUCCCACACAUGCUCUGGAGUUACUUUGAAGUUUGAUUGGGCUGAGUGAAAUGGCUCUAAGAGCUUGAUGGGAAGCAGGAGCAGCUUGGUAGAAGGGGACAGGAUUCUCGCAAACCGUCAGAGGGAAGGGUCUUGACACUGGGACGAACCGUUCCAGCUGCCCCGCAGGCCAAAGGAGCAUCAUCUCUAAGGAAACUUAGCAGAGUGACAUCCAGCCACUCUUCUUCGGGACCCUUUGAGGAGGUUGAUUCUCCUGGGUCAGGGUCAGCUGCCGUUUGCGAGCUCUCGGCCAGGGUGUCUAUACCCGCAUCCCAGCUUGUACAUUAUAGACGUCUCUUUCUCCGUGGUAGCUGGGGAUGUAAACACGAUUUCUGAAAUGCGGGGCGGGAUUUUCAUGCACAAGGUAAAACAUACUUUUCUUUAUGCGUGUUUCUUUUUCAUUUAUAUGUGUGUAACUCAGGCUGGAGCAAUAGUACAGUGGCAGGGCGCUUGCCUUGCAGAUCCAGGCUUAAUUCCCCAGGACCCCCUACGGUCCGCCCCGCCUCCCAAGAGUGAUCCCUGGCCGCAGCACCAGGAGUAAGUCCUGAGCAUCGCUGGGUGUGACCCAAAACCAAAUAAAGAAAUGUCUACAGCUUUGGAAAGCCUAACUGGUGUGAUUGGUGGAAGUCCAUGGACCAAGUCUGCCUUGAGCCAAGUAGCCACAUGUGAUCCCAUGAACAUCCUGUCCCAGCAAAGUGGUCUGUAUAGCAACCUUUCAUUUCAUCCCACGCCAGGACAGCAGCGAGGAGUCAUUCUCCACUCCAGUCUGUGCUCUCUGCACCCCACUAGGAUUUGUUUUAAGAAAACAUCAUCUAGCCAUGAUGUUGACUGAAAAUAUAAUUCCUUGGUGCUUGAAAUUAAAGCCAUUUUUGUUUUUUA